This is a messenger RNA of Magnusiomyces paraingens, 1749 nucleotides long. RefSeq lists its product as uncharacterized. The record is from RefSeq and is a predicted model, not a curated record. The transcript has 2 exons. Gene Ontology annotation, cellular component: cytoplasm; U2-type catalytic step 1 spliceosome; Prp19 complex. The coding region runs from base 1 to 1749 and encodes 582 amino acids. Lineage: Eukaryota; Fungi; Ascomycota; Dipodascomycetes; Dipodascales; Dipodascaceae. Gene Ontology annotation, molecular function: protein binding; ubiquitin protein ligase activity. Gene Ontology annotation, biological process: DNA repair; mRNA splicing, via spliceosome; protein ubiquitination.
AUGAUUUGCUCAAUUUCCGGAGAACCUGUGAAGGAUCCCGUUCUGUCGCCAAAAAGUGGCCGCAUUUUUGAGCGUGCUCUUAUUGAAUCUUACAUUGCACAGAAUGGCGUUGACCCCAUUGCCGUUCCAGAAACACCACUAUCAGCAGAUGAACUUAUCUCAAUUAAGACAGAUGAGCCGGUAGUUCCACCACGGGCUCCUGCGUUGACUUCUGUUCCCUCGCUACUUUCUGCUCUUCAAAAUGAAUGGGAUGCUCUUGCACUAGAAACAUUUUCUUUACGCCAGCAAUUGAAGCAGACACGACAAGAACUUUCCACUGCUCUUUAUUACCAUGACGCGUCAGUUCGCGUUGUUGCACGUUUAAUUAAAGAACGCGAUGAAGCUCGUGAGUCUCUUGCGCAACUUUCCGCGUCUAUUGGAUCUUCUGUUCCUGACGCGUCAAGGAAUGGUAGUGCUAGUACUAGUGCUUCUGGUUCUGGUUCUCAAGCUCCAGCAAAAACAUUAAAAGAUUUAGAAAACGAAUUAACUUCUUCUGCGGAGGAAAAAAUUGUGUUACCGGAUACCGUUUUUGAAGCCAUUGCACAUAAACGACAGGAGCUUGUAGCCACACGUCGACAACGCAAGAUUGGUCUUGACUGGACGUCACUGAAUGACGUUUCCAAAUUCGGACUUGUCAAAAAAGCUACAAAACAGUUUUUCCCUAAUGCUCACCAACUUGUUAUCGAUCCUACUUCUAAAUUUCUUUUGUCUGGAGGUGGUGCAUCUAAAGCUGGUGUUUUUUCUACCCAAAAUCCAUCCACCGAUAAUGCUCUUUUCACUGGUAAUAUUGGAAUAAUCACUGCCUCAGGAUGGAUCUCUGACUCAGUAUUUGCUUUGGGCUCAAAAACAAAUUUAAUUGAGCUUUUCAGAGUUUCUCGUUUAUCAAAUUCUAAUAACCUUUCUGUCGUUCCUCUUUCUACCAUCAACUUAACAGACAUUGACUCUUCAAAGCAAUAUGCUGUGACAGCAAUUAAAAGUCACCCAGUUUCAUCGCUUUUCGUGACAAUUUCUUCUUUUAUUCAUGCUUUUAACGGAUGCUCUUUUUGGGCGGUCCACGACGUCUCUGACCCUGAAAACCCCAAAACUAUUUCACAUGGCACAACUACUAAGCAACACGAAGCGUACUACACAUCAAUGGAUAUUCAUCCGGAUGGAAACCUGCUGGCUCUUGGUACCAGCACGGGCUCUAUCAAAAUUUUUUCUCUGGAGUCUGGAGAGAAAGUGGCUUCUCUUGAACUACCAAACCCUUACGUUUCUUUUGGCGCUGAUGUUUUGGCCCUUGCAUUUGCUGAGAAUGGUUAUUGGCUUGGUGCUUCAUACCGGAAAGUUGGUGUUCACCCAGAUGAAACAAAAAUGCAGCAAGAAGGAUCAGAUAUUGAAAACAAAAUUUUUAUCUGGGACCUGCGUAAGCUGAAGGUAACUCACAUGUUAAAUGUUAGUGUGGGGUUGAUUCAUUCCUUAAAAUUUGACUUGUCAAGUCAGUUCAUUGCCGCUGUAGGCAGUAACUCUGUUGUGGUGGCUGGUUAUGUCAAGCCAAAGAAGGCUUGGACAACCGACCCAAGUGUCGUCAGCGACUUCCCAAAUCUUACUGAUGGCGCAUUGUUCCGUUAUAAUGAUAACUACGCUGGCGUGGCUUGGGGAGAAAAGGCUAGCUCUCUUUAUACUAUCAAUCCAAAGGGCUCUAUUUCUACUUUUGCUCCUCAGAAUUAA